Oldenlandia corymbosa var. corymbosa is the source of this 1965-nucleotide messenger RNA. Lineage: Eukaryota; Viridiplantae; Streptophyta; Magnoliopsida; Gentianales; Rubiaceae. The record is from the annotation of a GenBank genome assembly.
AUGGCCGGCGGCGAUCGAGGCGUUGAGGCGGCAAUGGGAGUCGACGAUCGAGGCGUUGAGGUGGACACGGCCAGUGGCGAUCGAGUCGUUGAGACGGCGAUGGCGUUCAGCGAUCGAGGAAAGGCUCCGAUUCCACCAGAGUGGCGAAACGGUGAUUGGAUCGACGAUAUCCUUAGUUCAGAUCGAGUGAUGAGUUAUGUCGUUGAUGAUUCCGGCUUGAUGAAUGCGGAAUGUAGUGGUAGAAAAUCCAUCGAACAAUCUUACUGUGCCAUCAAAUCAACGCAAGGUCACAGUUCUAUUGUAGAUCAGCUGGAAUCAGAAUGUGGAGAAGAUAAUAGUGGCAAUGAAUUGGGAGUUGAUAAUGUGAUGGUGGAGGAGGAUGCCUUGCACAAGGAAAUUUCAUCUGUGACGAAGAAUAAUGAUUUGGCUGUUUUUACUUUAGUUGGCAAGACUGCAAGAAGUGAGAAAGAAGCUUAUGAUUUGUAUAAUGAUCAUGCCCGAUUGAUUGGUUUUAGUGUGAGAGUGGGAAAACAGAAGUUUAGAGGUAAGACUGAUAAAGUUAGGAUGAAGAAAUUAUGUUGUAACCGCGAAGGAUACAAGAGAUCCGGUGGAAAUGGUGAUGUGUGCCAUGAGAGGAUUAAUUUUCCGUGUGGGUGUCCAGCUUAUAUCCAUUUUACUGUUGACAAAGAUGGCUUGUGGACCUGUACAAAGCAUCUGGUUGAUCACAAUCAUGAUCUUGUGCCGAAUGAAAUGAUUGGACUUCUUCGAUCUCAACGUGAAAUAGAUGAAAAUGAUAUGAAGAUAAUCAGAGACAUGAGAAGGAGUGGCAUCCCUUUGGUUGACGCAUAUAAGUUUGUGGCAAAAUUACACGGGGGAAGUCCGAACAUGAAGUAUACUUUGAGAGAUGCCUACAAUUAUGAGCGUCCUGGUGUUGGAUUUGAAGGUGGCGAUUGUAAUCAGCUCAUGAAGAUUUUUUGGGAUAGGAAGGAAACUGAAGAAGAUUUCUUCUUUGAUUUUGACUGUGAUGAGCAGGCUAUGAGGGGUGAAGAUCUACGCUGUAGCCAGGGAAACAUCGAUUCAUAUCUUCUUGGUGACCCUUUCCUGGAAAGCAUUCGCAGAGUGUACACAGUUGAAGCAUUCCGGGAGGUUCAGCAGUUGCACAAAGAUGGGAUGUUGUGCAGGCAGGAGCAGUUAGAGGUCUCAAAUGAUGGCAAUAUUGUGACGUACAAUGUUGGCCGGUUUGGGAUAGAGCACUUUAAGCAUGUGGUUGUACAUGGCACUAGGUCAAGCAUAGCUAAUGAGAGAGAUGGAAAAGCUGCUGGGCCAUUGCUGUGGAAGGCACUAAUUAUGAGACGAUUUUCAGACUUGGUAUAUGCAAGUGAAUAUAACAAAGAUGCAAAGAAAUGUUGUGACGAGGCGGUUGACAGGCUUAAAGAAGAACUCGGCAGUUUCAUUGGUUCAAAUAAUAAUGAUGAGUCUGUAGACAAUGAUGGUGUUAUAAAGAAUCUGGCUGUAAAGAGGAAGAAGUUUGACCUGCAUUAUCAAAGCAUGCCAUUUCCUUAUCCCAAGGGAGCUGCUCAAGAUUAUUCAGGCUCAGGAAGUUUUACUGCUGUGAAUGCUUCCCAUCAAAGCAUGCCAUCUUUGAACGUAAAUUCUGGUGGAUUCUCAUUUGCUAAUCCAAGUGUAGCUGCCCAAGAUUUUUCAUGGGCAGGGGCUUCCACUUCUGUGAAUGCUUCUGAUCAAAGCAUGUCAUUCAUCAACCAAAAUUCCGGUGGAUUCUCAUUUCCAAUUCCCAAGAGAGCUGGCCAGGAGUUUCAAGGCGCAAGCACUUCCGCUGCUGUGAAUGCUUCUCAUCAAAACAUGACAUUCAUGAAUCAAAACUUUGGUGGGUUUUCAUUUCCUAACCGAAGGGAAGCUGCCAGGGAGGCUGGAGCGCAGCGUUUCUUUAACAAGAUCUUUUAUUAG